Molecule: messenger RNA, 2938 nt
Organism: Triplophysa dalaica
Lineage: Eukaryota; Metazoa; Chordata; Actinopteri; Cypriniformes; Nemacheilidae
Product: olfactory receptor class A-like protein 1
Exons: 1
Coding region: 909-1835 (308 amino acids)
Biological process (GO): G protein-coupled receptor signaling pathway
Cellular component (GO): membrane
Molecular function (GO): pheromone receptor activity
Source: RefSeq, a predicted model, not a curated record
CAGAUUCACAUCACGUGUAAAUGCUUAUGUGUUGUAAAAUGUGACUAUGUGUGUGAAUUUUUGAAAGGUUAAACUUUACAAGCCAAAAAUAUUCAUCAAUAAUUUACAGGAAAACCACACUGGUAACUGAAGCGUAAGUGAAAAAAGUUUAAUUGAACAAAAUUUUAUACAUCCCACGUAAAAUCUGAUUCACAUGAAAACUAUGAAUAUACUAUCAAUACUAUAGCAGUGUUUGGAGAGUUGUGUUUAUGAUCGUCUUUGUUACUCAUUGUUCUCUUUUCUCUUGGUUUCCUGAAUGUUCUGUUUUUUAGACUUUAUGAAGGUUGCAAAAUAUUUUUUAUCUUUUAUAAUUCGCAAUUGUUUCCUUUUAAGUGUGUUUGUCCCUCAUGUGUCCUCAGAGAAUCAUUGGACAACAUUAAGAUCAUUAACUAAUGAAAGGUCUGUUAUGGGCCGCUUUCAGGCAGGUCUGGACUCGUCUGUUUUCUGUUGUUUCAUUAAUGAGCUUCAUCAUCAUGUCCUGUGAGCCUGACAAACACCUCAUGAGAUCAUAAUUCUUUAUUCUUGUCUUCAUCUUUAACACCGUUCAAUAUGCAACAUGUCUGAAAUAUUAUCAAUGCAUUUUAUAAAUGCUCACACCUUGAAACCCGUGAUCACAUUUUACCAAAGUCAGAAGAAACCAGAUUGUGCUGUGGGUGAUUGAGAUGAAGGUUCAUGUGACAGAAUCGCUGGACUGGAGAUGAAUGAGAUAAGAAACUCACUGAACAUUAACAUCCCAACGGCUUUACAAGAUUAUAAGACCUGAUGAUCCUUCUGAGGUCCACUGAACCACUCCGAGAAGAAUCUUUGGGGCUUUCUGUCGUGUUUGUGACAUAAUUUUUUGACCAUCAGAGGAACAGGAUAGAUUUGAGAUGAACUCAGACACCUUGACGCGUGGGAUGCUGUUCCUGUCGCUCACGGCGAUGGGCGUUCUGGGCAACGGCGUGGUCAUCUGCACUUUCCUCUCGGCGAUGUAUCGUGAGGGUCGUCUCUUACCCGCCGACGCCAUCGUGAUGCACCUGGCGUCCACCAACCUCAUGGUGGUGGGCGUGCGCUGCCUGCUGGAGGUUCUCGCUACGUUCGACAUCUACAACGCGUUUAACGACGUUGGCUGCAAAGCCGUGAUCUUCAUCUAUCGCACUUCCAGAUCUUUGUCCAUCUGGUUGACGUUCGUGCUGAGCGCCUACCAGUGCCUGAGUGUUGCUCCGCCCGGCUCCUGCUGGGCCGACACCCGGCUUCUGGUGGGCCAAUACCUGGGUUCCAUUUUCCUGGCGUUGUGGGUGAUCAACACCUCCAUGAGCAUCGCUCCCCUCCUGUUCGCCGCAGGUGCCAAGAACGACUCCAAACUCAUACAGAACGGAAUCAAUGUGGAGUUUUGUUUCCUGAGCUUCCCGUCCAAGAUCUCUCGAGACGCCAACGGCGGCGUGCAGGUCGGGAGAGACGUGGUGCCCAUAGUGUUAAUGGUUUCAGCCAGCCUCAUCAUUCUGGCCUUCUUGUAUCGACACAGGCGGCAGAUGAAGGGUUUACGGAGCGGUGGGCCAAUCACAGGUGGCAGACAGGGCCCGUCUGCAGAACGCCGGGCAGCAGUCACUGUGGUCACCUUGGUAAUGCUGUAUGUGUUGUUUUAUGGGGUGGAUAAUGGGCUGUGGGUGUACACGCUGACAGUUCAGCAGACUCUGAGUUCAUCGCUGAUCUCAGAUCUGAGGAUUUUCUUUUCGUCUCUGUACGCCGCCGUCAGUCCCGUCAUCAUCAUCGCCUCCAACAAGAAAGUGAACAAACAGCUGAUGUGCAGGAACUGACUCGAGGUGUUUUCUGAGCCACCUCAGCCUGAUACUAAAACACGUGACAUCAGAGACUGACAAACGUGUGUCUUUCAUCAUGAAUUUAUUUUGUAUUAUUAUUGAUAUUGUAACAGUGUCGUCUGCAAACAAAUGCUUUUCUCAGAGCUUAGGUUUCACAUUUCUGAGGGGAUAUCCAGUGGAUGUAUGAAGUUGUAUUUUUCUGAUGUUUACACAUCACCACAUGAGCUACAAAGAUCAUCACUAACCCAUAGUGUCAAAAUCCUGUUCAUACCCCACUCUCAUGAGCCUUCAUUUAUGCACAUCUUCUCCUGAUAAAAACGUUUUCAUUAAUUAGGUUUCAUGUUUGUGUAGGUGUCAGAUAACAUAAACUGAGGACAACAAAAAACAACAGACAUUGACAGAUGUGUUUUUUGUACCGGCAUUUGCGCAGCACUCAUGUUUAUUGCCUAUUGGUGAUGAAUCAGUUGUUGAUUUCCUCAAAUCAUUGAAACAUAAAUGUAAAUAUAUUGUACAAUGAUCCUAAUAUCAGAUUCAUUUGUAUAACUUUUUUCCUGAGAUAGUGCCAGGCCAAGAUGAAGGUUACAUGGCCAUGUAAUUGGUCCUUCUCGCUCUGUGUGGACCUCAAACCGCCGUCGGCCCGGAUGGGAGACAGGCACUUGUUUCUCCAUUUAUUCAUCAUUGGAGUUUGGGUUCCUCACCACAGGGCCGUGUUGGCGUGCUCACUGGGAGACUGCAUUUAUUAGAUGUUAGCUUAAAGCUUGGGUAAAUUCAAAAACAUCACUUCAUUAGAAUGAUCUUGCUUUUUCUUUAAAACACUCUUCUAUGUUUGACCUUUUCUGUGUAUUUCUGUUUUUCUCUUCUCCUGCAAAUCUGCUUUGGAACAAUGCACAGUGUGAAAAGUGGAAAUUAAAAAUUAAAUAAAAUUUAUUUGAACUAUACUUCAUUUGUACAUUCAGACAAUGAAAGUUUGGAAAGUGAUGAUGACAUCAGGCGAGUGGGGACAUCAUCAGACACUGGAGGAGACACAGAAGACUUUUAUCAGACGCUCGAUCCGUGUGUUGUUCUCUUCGCUCCGCUGAAGUCUGAUCUGUUAAAACAGA